Messenger RNA from Equus quagga, 11100 nucleotides. It is a transcript of the gene ZFP62, whose product is annotated as ZFP62 zinc finger protein. Lineage: Eukaryota; Metazoa; Chordata; Mammalia; Perissodactyla; Equidae. The transcript has 2 exons. Gene Ontology annotation, biological process: regulation of transcription by RNA polymerase II. Gene Ontology annotation, molecular function: DNA-binding transcription factor activity, RNA polymerase II-specific; RNA polymerase II cis-regulatory region sequence-specific DNA binding. The record is from RefSeq and is a predicted model, not a curated record. The coding region runs from base 192 to 2909 and encodes 905 amino acids.
ACCCUCCCUCUGAGCCGUUGCCCUCCGAGCGCUUCGUGGGUCACGUGCCCGAACGCAGAGCUACCAUCGACUCGGUCCUCCAGCCGCCCAGAGAGGAGUCGGAAGUGCCCGGAGCGGCGCGCGUUCUUCCGGCAGGGCCGUCCGCGCUUUUGUCCCGCCGGCGGCCGGGCUCCCGCGGCGCCGCCACAGCCAUGUCACAUUUGAAGACAAGGGGCACUGAGGAUGAGGAAUCAACUGAAAAGUAUGAAAAUGUUGGAAAUGCAGAAUCCGUGUGGCCAAAAGUGGAAGGUCUCCACAAGGAUCAUAUGCAGGAAUCUAAGGUUGGUGAAACGUGUGAUUGGGAUAGCAAGGUAGAGAAUCAGUUGGAAAAGCCUGAGGGAAAAAGAAUGAAGGAAGACAAAAGUGACAUCAGAGAAAAGAUUGGCAAAGCCAAGAACACAGCAAAUAUAAAGAUAGAAGAGGAAGACAAGUCAUGUGAGGAAAGCUUACAUCUGACCUCAAAACAUGUUACACACCAGACUGUCUCUAUAGAACAGAAAAGCAGUGAACAAGGCAAAUGUGUGGAGAACAUUAAUGGAAACUCUCACCCCAGUCCACAGCAGAAAAGCAGGGCUGCUAAGAAAUCGCAUAAAUGUGAUGAGUGUGGGAAAUCCUUCAAAUAUAAUUCCCGCCUUGUUCAACAUAAAAUUAUGCACACUGGGGAAAAACGCUAUGAGUGCAAUGACUGUGGAGGGUCUUUCCGGAGCAGCUCGAGCCUUCGAGUCCACAAGCGGAUCCAUACUGGGGAGAAGCCGUACAAGUGUGAGGAAUGUGGGAAAGCCUACAUGUCCUACUCCAGCCUAAUCAACCACAAGAGUACCCAUUCUGGGGAGAAGAACUGUAAGUGUGAUGAGUGUGGAAAAUCCUUCAAUUAUAGCUCUGUUUUGGACCAACAUAAGAGGAUCCACACUGGGGAGAAGCCCUAUGAAUGUGGUGAGUGUGGGAAGGCCUUCAGGAACAGCUCUGGUCUCAGAGUCCACAAAAGGAUCCACACAGGGGAGAAGCCCUACGAAUGCGACAUCUGUGGGAAAACCUUCAGUAAUAGCUCUGGCCUUAGGGUCCACAAAAGGAUCCACACAGGUGAGAAGCCCUAUGAAUGUGAUGAAUGUGGGAAGGCCUUCAUUACCUGCAGAACACUUCUAAACCAUAAAAGCAUUCACUUUGGAGAUAAACCUUAUAAAUGUGAUGAGUGUGAGAAAUCAUUUAAUUAUAGCUCUCUCCUUAUUCAGCAUAAAGUCAUUCACACUGGAGAGAAACCUUAUGAAUGUGAUGAAUGUGGGAAGGCCUUCAGGAACAGCUCAGGCCUUAUAGUGCAUAAAAGGAUCCACACGGGAGAGAAACCUUACAAGUGCGAUGUCUGUGGCAAAGCGUUCAGCUAUAGCUCAGGCCUCGCAGUCCAUAAAAGCAUUCACCCUGGGAAGAAAGCUCAUGAAUGUAAGGAGUGUGGAAAAUCCUUCAGCUAUAAUUCACUUCUUCUUCAGCAUAAAACCAUUCACACUGGAGAGAGACCUUAUGUGUGUGAUGUGUGUGGGAAAACGUUCAGAAACAAUUCAGGCCUCAAAGUGCACAGGAGGCUCCACACUGGGGAGAAACCAUAUAAGUGUGAUGUGUGUGGGAAAGCCUAUAUCUCACGCUCUAGCCUUAAAAACCACAAAGGAAUCCAUCUUGGGGAGAAGCCCUAUAAAUGUAGCUAUUGUGAGAAAUCCUUCAAUUACAGCUCUGCCCUUGAGCAACAUAAAAGGAUUCAUACAAGGGAGAAGCCUUUUGGGUGUGAUGAGUGUGGAAAAGCUUUCAGAAAUAAUUCAGGCCUUAAAGUACAUAAACGAAUCCACAGUGGGGAGAGACCUUACAAAUGUGAAGAAUGUGGGAAAGCCUACAUCUCACUUUCAAGCCUUAUAAAUCAUAAAAGUGUACACCCUGGGGAAAAGCCCUAUAAAUGUGAUGAGUGUGAAAAAGCCUUCAUCACAUACCGAACCCUUAUAAACCACAAAAAGAUUCAUCUUGGGGAGAAGCCCUACAAAUGUGAUGUGUGUGAGAAAUCUUUUAAUUACACCUCACUCCUUUCUCAACACAAAAGGGUCCACACUAGAGAGAAACCCUACGAAUGUGACAGGUGUGAGAAAGUCUUCAGAAACAACUCAAGCCUUAAAGUGCAUAAAAGAAUCCAUACUGGUGAGAAGCCCUAUGGAUGUGAUGUGUGUGGAAAAGCCUACAUCUCACACUCAAGCCUUAUUAACCAUAAAAGUACCCACCCUGGCAAGACACCCUACACAUGUGAUGAAUGUGGAAAAGCUUUUUUCUCAAGCAGAACUCUUAUAAGCCAUAAAAGAGUCCAUCUAGGGGAGAAACCCUUCAAAUGUGUUGAGUGUGGGAAAUCUUUUAGUUACAGCUCACUCCUUUCUCAACACAAGAGGAUCCACACGGGGGAGAAACCCUAUGUAUGUGAUAGGUGUGGGAAGGCAUUCAGGAACAGCUCAGGCCUCACAGUACAUAAAAGGAUCCACACGGGUGAGAAACCCUAUGAAUGUGAUGAGUGUGGGAAGGCAUACAUCUCACACUCAAGUCUUAUCAACCAUAAGAGCGUCCACCGUGGGCAGCAGCCCUAUAAUUGUGAGUGUGGGAAAUCCUUCAAUUAUAGAUCAGUCCUUGACCAACACAAAAGGAUCCACACUGGAAAGAAGCCAUACCGAUGUAGUGAGUGUGGGAAAGCUUUUAAUAUCAGAUCAAAUCUCACCAAGCAUAAAAGAACCCACACUGGAGAGGAAUCUUUAAAUGUGACAAAUGUGGGAAGUCAUAGUAGCACAUCACAGAAAAGAACUCAUGAGGGAGAGGAUGCUCUGGAUGGGACCAGGAUAAGCAUUUCGCUGUAGGAGGCGGAGCUUGCCAAGUCUCCAAGAACUCAAAUGGAAGAAAAACCUUAUGAAUGUAAGAAUGUCUGAGAUCCUUGUUCAUGGCUUAUAAUUUACAUAGUCUAAAUGAAACCCUGAGUAAUCUUUUCUAUGUGAUCUUUGAUGAUAGCCCGCAAGAAAGUCUCCCAAGUCAAGAUGGUUGAGCCCUUCUGGAAUAUAAAAUGGUUCAUCCUGGCGAUACAACCUUUAUCAAAAUGAUGGGGGUUAAACACAGCCUUCAAAAUAAGCAGACAUUUCUGGGCAUAAAAGAAAACACAUGGAUGAGGAAAGGACUUCAAUUAGAAGUCACAUAAUCGUGAUCAGAAAGUUCAUAUUAGGAUAAAUUCUGUGAAUAGAAAUGUGGGAAAUUCCUGGAUAGCUUUGAAUCCCAAUUAUACAUUGGUCAGUAGAAAAAAUCCAAGAAGGGCCUCCAGCAGGCAAAUUCAGGGAAUAUAAAUUUAUUUAAUAAUAGUGAUCAUGAAGUAUAAACUUGAUAUAAUUGAAUGAUUUGGGGGGGUGAUGACAAAUUCUGAAACAAAAGUUGGAUUUUGUUGUAGGAAAAGUAAAAAGUGCAGACUUAUAAAUCUAAUGAGGUAGGAGAGAGUCAUUCAAAAAAAAUGCAGGUUAAUUGGACUGUUCUAUUGUAAUGUGAUACAGUAGUUAAAUGGGUGAAACUUAAAAAAUUUCAAAUGAACCCCCUCAAUGAAUGAUGAAUAUGUGAGGAGUGAAAACCUCACACGUUAUGCUACAGAUAAAAGGUUCUACCGUGGAGAGCAAUUCAGCACAUUCAGUAACUAAUGGAACAUGUCUUCAACAUGAAUUUGCACCUUGCACAAACAGACUUGAUUCAGGGAUUCCUAUGAAUAGCAAUGAAGAGAAGGAGGGCAUUUUAAUGCAGGAGCUAAAAAGCUUAAGUAGCUACCAAUAAUCAAGGGAUAGGAAGAAAUUGAUGCUUCUUAAUGUAUCCUGUUAAAUGUUUGAUUGUUUUGGAAUGUGUUAUUGUAAAGAUUUCAUGCAUACAUGUGUGUAUUGUCUGUUGUAAAAUGUUAUCAAUACUUUCUUCAGGGCUCACUCUUUCUUGGCCAUGAAGAGCUAGAUAGUUGUAGCGAGGUAAGGCGGAACUCCAAUAAAGAAACUCCUCAACAGUAAACAAGCCGUGACUGACUUUAGAUGGAGCAGUAUGCAGAGAAAGCCAUUUUGGUGUCACAUCUUUGUGGGUAAGUUAUAUCAGAUCCAAACCAGGGAGGGCAGCAGAGUACUCAUCCCACAGGGCUUGUAGCUCGGGUUUCAUGAGAAAUUAGGUGGUGCCUCCACCAGGAGAGGCACAGAAUGGAUUGAUCCUCAUACUGGGGCUGGCUCAUAACUCCUGGGAGUCGUUAGGCUGUGUGAGUGAUAGUUGCCAUACAGAAACAGUUCUGUUGGGAACAGAUAGACUUUAACUAGGUAACUCAAAGGAUAAAUGGAGUGUCUUCUGAGAGUUAAGUAACCUGUCCAAGGAUAUUCUCUAAGUCAGGUCUCUCUGGCUCCAAAAUCCACUCCUUUAAGAGAACAAUCUAGCGAGAUAGUUUCCUACUGCUUAGAAUUUCUCCGUCUAGCCACAUAGUUUCCAUGCCUCUCUCUAGGACUAUAAUUCUUUCCGUUUGUCUCCAGACCUCCAGCGGUAUGUUGUGGUGGAGGAGGAGGAAUGAAGCUAGGACAGGAGAGGGAAAGAGCCUUUCUGCCACUCUACUCCACUUUGGAAUGUUGCAGCCACACUUGCUCUUUGUCCUGUACAUGCAACACUGGCAAACCUGACCCUCUCCACAGACUUGGAUUAAUUUAUCCAGCGAGUACUUAUUGAGGAUCUGCUAGGCACAGUCCUCUGUCCUAGGCAGUAGGCAGCAGGAGUAAAUAGAAGAUAGAAAAGGGAGAACGUUCACAAGCAAAGCCACCCUAAUGGACACUGAACUAAACUAGGCAGAAUUCAGAGGAAAGUGACCACGGCCAGCUGGAAAGAGGGAGGCAGCAGUGACUUCCGGGCAGGACAAUAGAAUUGGGUUUUUUAAGAGGGAAGAGUGGGAAAUAGGAGGGAUACCUGAGGUUUCUGUGUGGCCAGGGCUGCCGAUGCGUCAGUGGCUCAAGGCCUCCACCCCCCUCACACACACGUAUACUUGAGCUCCAUGUGGGCCUAAUGCACUGCCUGCUUUUGAGAGACACAAUUUAAAUAACAAGGGAGAAGACAGGUACCACUCAGAUGGGGAUUCUGAGUCCCCAUGCCCACCCAGCACUGGGACAUGUUCCUACUGAGGCCUCCACUGACUCCAACCCACAGGAAUUGGGCCACAAGGGCCUCUUGGCCCAGGCCUCAAGUCAACCUAGGGCUGGACACAUGCCGCUCAGGCUGAUCCUGGAGGUGGGUGGGGGGUGGUCUUCAGGUCUCCAGCCAUUCCAGGCGGACUUUGUGGUGCAGAUCCAAUGAGCUGGUGCAGCUUUGCCUGUUCAUGGCCACCUCGGGACUUGAGCUGGUUUAGAGACCAGCAUUCCCCACCUCUUUCCAAAGAAAAUGUCUGAUAUGCAAGAAGAAAAAUAAAAUUGCCAACGUGUAGGUAAGUCAAAACACUUUUUAAAAAGCAGUGUCUCAUUUACAGGGCUAAAGAUAGAAUUGAAAUGUUAGACAAUAGUAGGUAAAUUGGAAGCUGGAAGAUCGGUGUGAAAGUGGCCUAAAGUGCUUGUAUUAUUUGGAAAGAGGGUCAAGAUGCUGUUUAACUCUAGAUUUUAUUAACUAAGUGAUAAAAUGUCGUGGGCGAGCAUUAGAAGGUUAGAAAUAAAGUAUAUAAAUCUAAAAAUCUAGACUGGGAAACUCAAAGUGUAGAAAAUUGAAAAGGUGGGACAAUACUUUCUGGUAAAGGUAGGUUAGGUUAUUUGGGCCAGUUUCCCACCAAAAACAAUGAAUAAAGACUGCAUUUAAAAGUAUAUAGAUAGUAAUCCCUCCUCAAAAGAGUAUUAAGGAUGAAAAGAUACUGCAGUUUAAACAGCCAGGGCAGUUUAAAAAUGGGAUCCUGUCAUCAGAGAGGGGAACACCAAAUCUGCUUAUGCCUUAGGCCAUUUGCUGAUGCUACACAUUUGGACGCUACUUCACCAGCCACAGGGCAUGAGAGAGACAGAAGGUCAUGUUAGGCCCACCUGAGGUGAUGACUCAGGAGACCUUUCCAGCGUUAAGCUGGGUUCCCAAAGUGUUACAUCCCCGGGAUAAGAUAAACCAGGUGUAAACCCAUCCCCCAGCCUCAAGGGACUGUGGAGACAGUAGCGUUGUUACUGAGCAGAGCAGUAGAAGUAAAAGGGAAAAGAAAACAUGCCUGACACUUUUUGGUCACUAACCAGCCCUUACAACCCAGGUGAACAUAACCUGAGACCUGACAGAAGCAAACACAAAACUUCUUUGGAAGAGCACUUCUUCUGUCUAAACCUCGGGUAACCCCUAUAGGUAAUUUUUCAGGAGCAAUUAAGAAGCAAGGAAAGAUAAUCAGGCACAUAAGGAAGAAAGGCAAUAUGGCUGGAAACCAGCAGAGAAGAACAAACUCGCUGUAGACUUCACAUAUUGAAUUAUCAGGUACAUUUGCAAAAACAGCUUAAAGUAUUUAAAGAUAUAUUUGGUAACAGAUUGUGACAAGAGAAUUGGUGAGCUGAAAGGUAUGGGUGAAGAAAUUAUCCAGAGUGCAGUGCAGAGAUAGAGAAAUACGGGGAAAUGCAGAGGAGGAAAGGUUUUAUUGGGAAGUUUAACACAUACUUAAUCAGAAGGCAACGACAGGAAAAGGGGCAAAGGGAAUGGGGCUGAGAAUUUUCGAGAGGUGGUGAAAAAUACAAGUCUACAGAUUUAAAAUCCCUAAGAAUACAAACAGGAUUAAUUUAUAAAAAUCACACCUGUUACACACAUAGUGUAACUGCAGAAAAUCAAAGAGAAAAAAGAAUUUAACAGCUAAAGCCAAAAACAUUACCCUCAAAGGAAUAACAGACUUCUCAACAGCAACGAUGGAAGCCAAAAGAGUGAAAUGAAAAUGUAACUGUCAACCUCUAGGUUAUACCUGGUGAAAAUAUCUUUCAAGAAUGAGGACAAAACAAGCACAUUUUAAGAAAAAAAUUUGUUUCAUUAUCCCUUCCUGACCAUCCAUAAAGGAAAUUCUAAAGAAUGUGUUUUCAUACGGAAAGGGAUCCCAGAUGGGGUUCUGAGAGACAAAAAGAAACGAAGAGCAAAUUGGGUAAGAAAUAUUUAGGCAAAUGUAAAUGGACAUUUUAUACAAAACAAUAAAAAUCUAGAGUUGUUAAAAUAAGAUAGACUUACAAUACCAGAUAACACAAGGGAGUAAAAAGGAGUGAAGUAUAUGAGCGUAAAGGUUCUGGUUAAUCCCAAGCAUAUUGUAAAAUCUAGGGGAAUCCAUCAAAUAGAAUGUAUAAUUUCAAUACUAGUAGACAAAAAGUGAGUUAAAAAAUCAAUGAAAAGCAAAUAAACGGGUGGGACAGGAAAACAAGAUGGUCGAUCUUAAGCCAAAAAUAUCAAUAUUUAUAUUUAAUUUCAUUAAAUGACAAAGAUAGACAGUGUCUUAGUCUGUUCAGGUUGCUAUUUCAUGUUUAUUUUGGGGGAAUACAAACAUCCAGAUCAUAGCAGACAGAAGUACAAAACUCCACCAUAUGCUGCAAAUGAGAGACUCACCUUAAAUACAAAGACACACAAAGUUUGAAAGUAAAACAAUGCGAGGAAGUUAUAUGAAGCAAAUAGUAACCAAUAGAAACUGGUGUAGCUCUACUAAUAUUGGAUGAAAUAGAGACUUUAAGGCACAAACCUUUCCUAGAGAUAAAGGGCAUCAUUACAUUAAAACAAAAGGUUCAGGGAAGAGAAAACAUUAGGAUGAUAUAACAGGUUUACCUUAGUAUCUACCUAAUGACAUAGUUCCAGAGUUGGCAAACAUGCAGAAUUCAAAGGAGAAAUAUAAAAUCCACAAUCAUGAUAGGAGAUUUGUGACUCCUCUCUCAGUAAUUAAUAGGACAAACAGAUUAAAACUUAGUAAAGCUACAGAUUUGAACAAUAUGAUCAAAAGCAAUCUAAUGGACAUAGAUUGAAGCACUGUACCAGUGUCUUAAGGAAAUAUAUUUUAUUCAAGCACACGAAAUGUUUUAAAAAAUUGACGUACACAAUGUUUCAUGUCAAUUAUAUCAAUAAAGCUGGGGGAAGAAAUUGAUCAUAUGCUGGACCAUAAAGUCUCAACAAAUUUUUAAAAAUUGAAAUCAUACAGAGUAUGAUCUGUGACAAUGCAAUUAAAUUAGAAAUUAAUAAUAAAAAGAUACCUAGGACAUUCUCUUACAUUCAGAUAUUGACAUAACAUUUCUUAAUCAUGGUUUAAGGAAGAAAAUAUUUUGAACUGAAUGAUAGUGAAAAUACUACAUAGCAAGACCAGUGGGAUAUUGCUUCAGCAGUGCUUAGAAAUUCAUAGCCUAAAGAUAUUUUAGAAAACAGAAACCUGUUAACCAUCUAAGCACCAUCUCAAAAAGUUAGAACAAUCAAAAUAAAUCCCAAAAAAGUUAAAAUAAGUAGAUCAAGGAAAGACAUUUAUAAAGUAGAAAAACAUAGAGGAUCAACAAAGCCAAAUGUGUGUGUGUAUUUUUUGGAAAAGACUAAUAAAAUUGACAAACCUCUGGUAAGAUUGAUGAAGAAAAAAAGAAAGCACAAAUAACGAAAGUCAAGAAUAAAAAGGAAUAUGGAGAACUGUAAAAUUUUCUUGUCUGAACAUAGACUGACCUCCUUGCUCCCUGAUAGUGAGAGAAUAACCCAUUCCCUCUGAGUUCCGUGAGUCAACAGUUCCAAGAACAGGAUAAGAUGAGCCAAACCACGAAGAAACACAACUCAUUCUGUAAGAUUGUGAUAGCUACUCUACCAAAGCCCACCAAAACUGCAGUAGGCGCUGCUGCUCUUGUGUAUUUCCCCCAUAAAACACCUCCCAUUCCUCAAGUUUGGAGAGACAUUCCCUUUGAGAACUUUCCCUGUUGCAACAGUUUGAAUAAAGUACUUGUUCCCUUGAAGUCUCAGAAAAUUUCUAAAGUUUGAUGUUAGAAAUGCUACAGAUAUUAAUAAGAUUUAUAAUUUUAUGCCAAUAAAUUAGAAAUUUUAGGUGAAAUGAGAAAAUUCCUAGAAAAAUAUAACUUACCAUAACUUACUAAAGGUCUCACAUCUUAAGGAUACAGGGAGCAUGGGAAAGAUUGGAGUGAGUUCAGUCCUUAUAGAACUCAAAGGAGCAAGAGGAGAAGGGGAGACAGGAGAGAGGAGAAAGAAAGCAGGAAGGGAAAACUUUAACAGUGAGUAUGGAAAAGCCUUCCGUAGGCGUGCACUUUACAUUUCUAUUAGCAAAUAUGUCUGAAAGUGAAAGCCUGAAAAAUAAUUUCAUGUGGGUUUAUGUACAGAGACUAAGGGUGAAAUGGUACUGAGUACCAGUCACUCAAUGCAAGGGAACUUUUCCUUCAUGGGAUUCAGAAAGGACAGAGGGUCACCUAAGGACCAGUUAGCUGAGGAGAUACAGUGGAAACCUGAAGUCUGUCUGCAUCAGGACCUUGAGGAAUUGGGUACAACUGCCCCCAGGGGAUUCCCUGGGCUGGGCGGUCUCUCCAUGCUUCUUCCCCAGCCUCAGCGGAGCACCUCAGCCUGGAGACAUGGAGAAAGAAGUCACGAUACUUUAACUCGAUUCUUCUUUCCACUGAGUGUCUUGUUUAGACCUGGCAGUUCUUCUCAGGCUGGUAGUAUUGGUUAUGCUCAGGAAGGAGUUUGUGUGAACCGUGUGUAGAGAAGUAACAAAGCUCAUUGGCCAAGAGCACAGUCUCUGCCAUGAAGCCCAGGUUUCAAUGAGAACUCUUACCGCCAGGUGACUUUAGGCAAGAAACUAAACCUGGUUUUAUGCUGUGUGUCCUCAUCUGUGUCCCACUAGGACAAUUAUGGUAGCAACCUCAUAGGUUAUAAUGAGGGUUGGAAAAGUUAGUGUUAUUAGAGCCCUUAGAAGCUAGUCUUGAAUAAGAAGCAUUUGUAUAAGGGUGUGUGAAGUUAAAUGUGACGGUGUGGUGGCCCCCAUCCCAGGACUCCAGCAUCAGGACACUCAGUAGAAGGCAGCCGCAUCUGAAGACCAAGAAAAUCCCCCAAGAACCACCCACACAUAGAUAGAACCUGAGACGCGAUUUGAGAAAUACAAUGUUUUGGAUCUGUUUACUCAGUAGUAUCCUACUUCUAAGCAAGCAAUAUGUUGUUUCUAAGCAGACAUGCCUUGCUUUGCCAGGCUCAAAAGGGGCCAGCAGGAGGAGCUUCCAGCUCUAGUCCAGUGACCGACGGUGCUGAGGGGGCUGCUUCUCACUUGCUUCUCCAGUUUAGGCAGCCUACCCACUCAUGCGUUACACAUUUCACUUCCCCUCGUGUUUUCUUGACAAUAGAUGUGCUGUAGAUUAAUGCAGGAAGGGUUGGUGAGAGUCAGGCUCCUACCUUAACCAUGGCUGUUUUGGGUGAGUAUCCCUUAAGAUCUCAAAUGAUAAGAGGAGGCCCUGGGGUCGGCUGGAGAAGUUCCUCUGGUCUUGGAUGCAAAGUCCAGGGCAAAUAUUCCAGUGAGUGCAAUAAUUAUGGGUUUUUUUUCUUGUCUAUACUUUCCCCAUGUGUAAAAUGAGGGAAAAGACGUGACUCACAAGGUUACUUCUAAGGACUAAAGGAAAAGCACUUUGUAUUCUGUAAAUCUUCAUACAAACAUUACUGUUAAAUUGGCUAAUGAUCUAUCUUAUUUUUAAAAGUUAAAGGAAGGAGAUAAUGAAGAUGAGAGCAAAACUUGACACAAUAGAGAGGAUCAAAAGUCAAGGUUGGUACUUUGAAAAGAGUAUUAAAAUUGAUAAACCUCUGGUGUGAUAAACAAAAAACAGAAAGGACAAAUAAUCACAACAGAUCCCAUAGGUUACUUAGAAGUGUAUAUUUUUUUCAUUGAGUUCAUGAUAGUUUACAUUGAUGUGAGAUUUCAGUUGUACAUUAUUUCUUGUCCAUCACCACGUAAGUGCUCCCCUUCUCCUCUACCCAAUCCCUCUUCGCCUGGUAACCACUGAACUGUUUUUUUUGUACAUGUGUCUGUUUAUAUUCCACAUACAAGUGAAGUUAUCUGGUGUUUGUCUUUCUCCGUCUGGCUUA